UUUGUAGUCACAGGUCGCAUCCGGUUCGUGCGUCGACUGAGAUACAAAAAGGAGAAAGCAAAAAUUCUCGCCAGAAGCCGAAAUACCGAGAUAUGAAAUCAGGGUUUUAGUUAUUCUUUUUACGUAUAACCAUAUUUUAGUUAUAUUUAGUUCUUAGUCAUGAGUAUAAGCCACUGAUGUUUUAUAGUAGUAUCCGCAGAGCAGUUUUAGAUGGUUGGAUCCAUUUUAUUUAUCGGGAUUAAUUGCAGUUUUAAUUGGGUUUGAAUCUGCUCAGGUCUCACCUCGUCACAUGUGUUAAAGGACGUCCGCGCGUAAGUGUAGUUAUAUUUCAACAGUAGCGGUAAUUGUGUGUUUGUGUGGUUGGUGAUGGCCACAUCGGCCCUGUACGCCUGCACCAAGUGUAACCAGCGGUUCCCGUUCGAGGAGUUGUCGCAGGGCCAGCAGCUCUGCAAGGAGUGUCGGAUCGCGCACCCUAUAGUAAAAUGCACCUACUGCAGGUCAGAGUUUCAGCAGGAGAGCAAGACCAACACUAUCUGUAAGAAGUGUGCACAGAAUGUCAAACAGUUUGGGACGCCGAAGCCAUGUCAGUACUGUAACAUCAUUGCUGCAUUCAUUGGGACCAAAUGUCAGCGCUGCACCAACUCUGAGAAGAAGUACGGCCCUCCACAGACCUGCGAACAGUGCAAGCAGCAGUGUGCCUUCGACAGGAAGGACGAGGGAAGGAGAAAGGUGGAUGGGAAGCUCUUGUGUUGGCUUUGCACACUGUCAUAUCGUCGUGUUCUACAAAAAACGAAAGAGCAGCGGAAAGGCCUUGGCUCUUCCCACUCCAACUCUUCUUCCCUCAGUGAGAAGGAACAUCAGAGACACCAUCAUCAUCAUCAGCACCACAGACACGCAAGUUCACAUCACAAAAUAAGUGGUACUUUAAGUCCAGAGCAGGAUCAGGGGCUGUGGAAGCAGAGCAUUCAGAAGGAAACGCCAAAGAAAAAACCCAAGCUAGAGACAAAGCCAUCCAAUGGAGACAGUAGUUCCAUCACUCAGUCGAUGGAUUCUGGAGGCACGGACAACUUCAUCUUGAUUAGCCAGCUAAAAGAGGAAGUGAUGUCAUUGAAGCGCAUGCUCCAGCAGAGAGACCAGACCAUCCUUGAGAAAGACAGGAAGCUGACAGAGCUGAAGGCAGACUUUCAGUAUCAGGAGUCAAAUAUGCGGGUGAAGAUGAACAACAUGGAGAAAGCACACAAAGAGGCCAUGGAGCAACAACAGGCGAAGAACAGAGAAUUGUUGAAACAGGUUGCUGCACUCUCGAAAGGCAAGAAGUUUGACCGCAGCAGUAGCUCACUGCUGUUACCAUAGCAAUGACCUCACGCUAUAACAAUGACCCCUUUCCCAGAUGUGUCAUUACUGUGAGAAAGCUUCACCCUCCAUUGCUCACAGGUUCUCUCUGUGUUGUGUUUUAUUAUACUGAUGAUGUCACAUAUGCAAAUAUCUGAAAUUAUUAUAAUUUUUUGUUUUGUUUUCUUUGGCUGUUCUCAGCAGUUUUAGUAAUCACACAUAUUUACAAAACAGACAGAACUGUAUAGAGCCAUUUCAGGAGCCCUGGCUGAUCCCAGCCUCAGAUCUCAUAUGCAAAACUUUUCAGAACUUCUGAAAGCAGACAAAGCAGAAAGAGCUGUCAACAAAUAUAUGGAAAUGUUAUGAAUUGAAAUGUCUGAUAUGCUGAACAGUUUUUAUAGAUGCUCAAUUCAUCUCUCUCUCUCUCUCUCUCUCUCUCUUUAUCUCUCUCUCGCUCUCUCUCUCUCUCUCUCUCCUUUCGCUCUUCUUUCGCUCUCUCUCUUUCUCACUCAUGGAAAGACUGUAUUAUUGCAUGUCUUACUGCCUGGUCAACUGUGUGGUUUUGUAUAUUAAUUGAUUACUCUGUUUUGUUUGGCUUCGUAUUAGUGAUAUUUCAUAGAUGACUUUUGCAGGCCUGUAUGAGACACUGCUGUUUUAGUGAGUGAGGCUCUCUUAUGUCCCCCAUGCAUUCGCAUCUUUUUACUGUCGGACACUUUUGUACUUUUUUUUUCUGCAACAGAAGUUUCAGGAAUAUUAAAGCUAGUAAAAACCUCA
Megalobrama amblycephala (Wuchang bream) is the source of this 2106-nucleotide messenger RNA. It is a transcript of the gene fam76b, whose product is annotated as family with sequence similarity 76 member B. Bases 367 to 1353 code for a protein of 328 amino acids. The transcript is spliced from 10 exons. The record is from RefSeq and is a predicted model, not a curated record. Lineage: Eukaryota; Metazoa; Chordata; Actinopteri; Cypriniformes; Xenocyprididae.